CUCCAAUGUCUUACCAUGCUUUCCAGCUUCAACUGUAUUACAAUUAAGAGUUUUACCAUUAACUGCCUUGCUCGAUUUUUUUCUCCCCAGCGCCCAUCCGUGGUCAAGCCAAAAAGCAAGAUUUCAGCAUCACGGAGGCUGUCACUUAAGAUCCUCCUACUUGCUCGUGCAACGGAGGAGCUGGAGGCAGAGAAGGUUGCUUGUGAGGAAGAGAAGGUCCGUUACCUGGGAGAUAAGCUUCCCCCACUGCAGCUCAGUGGUUUAAACCGGGAUGACCUGCAGAAAAUCUGUAAGCAGUUGCAUGAAAAGAUUGAAGAGGUGGAUGAGAAGCGGUACGACUGCGAGGCCAAAGUCGUGAAGAACAGGAGAGAUAUCCAUGAGUGGAACCUAAAGGUGCAGGACCUUGGAGGAAAGUUUAAGAAACCAGAUCUGAGGAAGGUGAGAGUUUCAGCAGAUGAGAUGUUGAAGGCUUUGUUCGGAUCCAAAAAUAAGAGCUCCAUGGACCUCAGGGCUAACCUCAAGUCUGUGAAGAAAGAGGACAUUAAACAAGAAAAGGAGUUAACGAUGGAGGUGGGCGACUGGCGUAAGAAUGUGGAGGCCAUGUCUGAUAUGAAAGGCAGGAAGAAGAUGUUCGAUGCUGCUGAUGUCCAGUAAAAGAUCACCUUUGGUGCACCCACUCUGCAGGGUGUUACAGACUAAAAUUAAAUCCUUUAAACAUGAGACCUCCCUGGGACACUGAUGAAACCAUCAUAUGAGCAGUUAUAACACCCUUACCUGAUGAUGCUGUAUUUGCAGGAGUGUAAAUUUCAUUGUCCAUUUUUUCUUCUCACUUUUCUAAAGUAAAGACUUCUGCUGUUUCAUAAUGCUAUGAUACAUUUGUGGACAUGACCUCAGCCUUCGCCUUCUGUUCUGACAAUAAAUUUGCAACUAAUUUGCAUAUUGUUGCAGAAAAAACCUUUGUCAAUAGUUAUCUGAACAGCUCAAUUUGAUGGACAAAAACGUAAGGAAUAAUAGAGGUAUGAUAAUGAAUUUCAUUAGUUACUGCACUUACACAUCUUUCAGUUAAGUAAUGUCGUUGACUUACACUGCCAACAGAGAUAGUUUCUCUCAGAGUGAAGAUAUACUUAGCCUUUUCUCUUGCCUGGAAUGAAUUCUUCCCCAGUAAUAAACAGCAAACUAUGUCAUGCACUGCAA
Messenger RNA from Cololabis saira (Pacific saury), 1194 nucleotides. RefSeq names its product troponin I, skeletal, slow c (gene tnni1c). The transcript is spliced from 6 exons. Gene Ontology annotation, cellular component: troponin complex. The coding region runs from base 16 to 654 and encodes 212 amino acids. Gene Ontology annotation, biological process: muscle contraction. The record is from RefSeq and is a predicted model, not a curated record. NCBI's taxonomy places the organism in Eukaryota, Metazoa, Chordata, Actinopteri, Beloniformes, Belonidae.